Molecule: messenger RNA, 429 nt
Organism: Diversispora eburnea
Lineage: Eukaryota; Fungi; Glomeromycota; Glomeromycetes; Diversisporales; Diversisporaceae
Source: the annotation of a GenBank genome assembly
AUGGAUAAUCAAGCUAGAACUUUACUUACUCAAAAUGGAUUUGAUUUAUCAUUAUCACCGCGCCUCAAGCCACUUUUGAUUAUCCAUCAUUCACUCAUAAAUUUGGAGUUGAUAACUUGGCUUAUUCGAUUUUCGAAUAACUUAUUGGAGAAAUUAUCAACAAUUGGACAAUUUAAUUCACUUAAAGAACUUUAUAUGGAAGAUUUUGAAGAAUUAUAUAAUUCAAAUUGUUUAAUUUUUGCUUCAUAUUACUCAAUUAAAUUAACUUUACUAAAUUUAAGUCUUGAACAGAUAAUAGCAACAUUUAAUAAUAAUUUUAAUGAAUUAAGGCAAUUUUCAUUUAUUUAUGAAAAAGAAUUGGAUGCUAAUGAAUUAUUAUGUCAAAUGGCCAAAAAUAUACCAGAAUCACUUGAAACUAUUUGGAUUUGA